Messenger RNA from Didymodactylos carnosus, 3186 nucleotides. NCBI's taxonomy places the organism in Eukaryota, Metazoa, Rotifera, Eurotatoria, Philodinida, Philodinidae. The record is from the annotation of a GenBank genome assembly.
AUGACUUCGACAUCUUCAACUCCUGUUCCAUCUAUAAUAAAUUAUGAUUACAACGAACAGUCGCAGUCUCGUAUGACAAAAUUUUUAAUUCAUUAUAAUCAAUUAUCAACCGUCAUCUAUUUACCUAAUGAUAUUCGUCUUGAAAAUUUUCUUACCAAUAUUCGUUCAAUUUGUCAAUUUCCAUCAUCUUAUGAUAUUUUCACUAUCAAAUGGUUAGAUGAAUCAUCAGAUGCUAUUACCAUAUCAUCACAACGAGAACUCUAUACUGCAAUUCGAUUAUAUCAUAAAAAUAAUGAUAAAGAAUUACAUGUACAUGUGUUUAAUACAACACCGGAUGAACCGGGACUAUUGUGUGCAGGAGAAGAUCGAAUUAUAUAUAGACGAGGAGCAAGAAGAUGGCGAAAAUUGUAUCUUAUUAAUGGACAUCGUUAUCAAGCUAAACGAUUUAGUACAACAGCGGCGUGUACAGUAUGCAAUGAUCGAUUAUGGGGCUUGGGAAGACAAGGUUACAAAUGUAUUGAUUGUCGUGUGCUUGUUCAUAAACGUUGUGUUAAACAAUUACGUAUUGUUUGUGGUUCAUCAACAUCGGUUUCCCCUCAACCGUUACAACAAAAAACUAAUCUUGAUAAUACAACUAAACAAAGUGGUGAUAGUGGCCGACCAUUGUCGACAGUAAAUCAGAAAACGCCCACUACCGUUGAAAAUCAACAUCAACAUAAUGGAUUUCAUCCUCAUCAUCCACAUCAUCAUCAACCACUUCAUCCACAAGAUAAUAUUGGACGACAUCGACCAAGUGGAGCUAGUUGCAUGAAUGCAAGAGAUCCAAUGGCCAAACAAAAAAUGUCUGCCAUUAAUGAACCAGGACCAUUAAAACGAUUUCCAGGUUUAUCUGAUUUGGAUCAACAAUUAUCAUCUAGUACCGCUGAUGGUUCGUCUCCUUAUCUUCGAAAUGAAAUGGUCACUGAUGAUCUAAAUUCAAAUUAUAUCGGUGACUCUUCAUCAUCUAUAAUCGGUUUACAAGAUUUUGAAUUAUUAAAAGUGAUCGGUCGUGGUUCUUAUGCCAAAGUGUUUUUAGCUGAAUAUCGACCAAGAUAUCGUAUGUCAUCAACAAUAACCAAUGGUUAUAAUCAAAAUCAACAACCACGUUUAUAUGCCAUGAAAGUGAUUAAAAAAUCGAUUGUAAAUGAUGAUGAGGAUAUUGAUUGGAUUCAGUGUGAAAAAAAUGUUUUUGAAAAAGCUACAAAUCAUCCAUUUCUUGUUGGAUUGCACUCAUGUUUUCAAACACCAUCACGUCUAUUUUUUGUUAUUGAAUUUGUAACGGGAGGAGAUCUUAUGUAUCAUAUGCAGCGACAACGAAAACUACCAGAAGCACAUGCAAGAUUUUAUGCUGCUGAAAUCACAGUUGCUUUACAUUUUUUACAUGAACAUGGUGUCAUAUAUCGUGAUUUAAAACUAGAUAAUGUUCUUUUGGAUGCUGAGGGUCAUAUUAAAUUGACAGAUUAUGGAAUGUGUAAACAAGAUCUACUAAAUGGAGAACGAACAUCAACAUUUUGUGGAACACCAAAUUAUAUUGCACCAGAAAUGUUAAAAAAUUUAGAUUAUGAUUUUUCAGUUGACUGGUGGGCACUAGGUGUUUUAAUGUUUGAAAUGAUGGCCGGUCGUAGUCCAUUUGAAAUUGUUGGUUCAGCUGAAAAUCCGGAUUUAAAUACAGAAGAUCGUUUAUUUCAAGUUAUUCUUGAACAACCCAUUCGUAUACCUCGUUCAUUAACUGUUCGUGCAAAACAUGUUCUGGAAGGUUUUCUUAAUAAAAAUCCCAAAGAUCGUUUGGGUUGUCGUGGUCCAACAUGUCGUGACGGCUUUGAUGAUAUUCAACAACAUCUAUUUUUUAGUCCAAUUGAUUGGGUUAGACUUGAAUCAAAACAAAUUAUUCCACCUUAUAAACCAAUUGUUGCCAAUGAUCAUGAUUUAUCACAUUUUGAUCCACAAUUUACAAAUGAAGAUGUUGUUCUCACUCCAGAAGAUGAUGAAGCUUUGGCAAAAAUAAAUCAAAAUUAUUAUUAUUUUAUUUUAUUUUAUUUUUCUGAUAUGGAUGAUGAUUUUGGUGGUUUUGAAGCUGCAGAUCCUAAUACACAAAUAAAUGCUCCACAAACAAACGUACCACCCACAUGGCUCGUUGAAACAGUUACGCCAAAAUCCGAUCAAAUUGACAAAGAAAAAUCACGAAUUUCUGUAGUGGAUGAACACGCCAGAGAUGAUAAUCAACAAAUAAAAUAUGGUAAUCAGAAUACAUCUGAUAUAUAUCAACGGUUGGAAGAAAAAUUAUUAAAAACUGAAACGAAUUUAAGAGAACAAGAACAGAAACUUCAACAAAUUCAACAACAACAUAAAAAAGAUCUUGAAGAAUUACAAGAUGGAAGUAAAAAAGCACUGACAAUUAUUGUUCAAGAAUAUCAAGUAAAUGAACAGAUACUGAUGAUUGAAGAUAUUACUAAAGAAUCAAUCAAAGUUGCUGUGUUAGGCGAACGACAACAAAAUGAACAAAUAUUUAAACGAUUACUACAAGAUUACAUUUCGAAUAAUGAAUUAAAACAGACGACGACAGCUGACUCAAUAAAUACUAAAGUGGAACGAAUGGAAUUUGAAUUAAAAAGUACAUUUAAUGAUCAUUUAUCAAAAUGUAAACAAGAACUACAGGAUUUUGUUGAAAGUCGUGUUGCUGAAUCUCAAGAACAAUUAAUGCGUCAUUAUACAUCGUUGAUUGAAGAUUUAGAACUUUCAUUGAAAAAAAUGAUAAUGACAACGAUUGAUGAUGAGAGAAAAACUACAAAGAAUGCUUUAUUGAACGAAAAAAAUUCUUCAGUUGAAUUCACAACAGAAUUAAAAGAUUCUACUGAUAAACAUAUUCGACAAUUAUUUGAUCUACAAAAAGAAUCGAUACAGUUACAAAUAAAAGAUCAAUAUCAAUAUGAACGAACAAAAUUGCUUGAGACAAUGAAUGAGACUCUAACCGAUAUUAAAAAACGUUUUAAUGAUGUGUUUGAUGAACAAAAACAACGUGAUCAAUUAUGUUUAAGAAAACAUCUAACAUGUUUACAAUUAUUUUUACAUAGUGCCAAAGAACAAUUGACAAUAAUUAAUGAUCAAAUGUUAAAGACAGAUACAGAUGAAAUAUUAUUAAAUUUAUAA